This is a messenger RNA of Drosophila bipectinata, 1520 nucleotides long. Its product is annotated as dipeptidase 3. Gene Ontology annotation, molecular function: metallodipeptidase activity. The record is from RefSeq and is a predicted model, not a curated record. NCBI's taxonomy places the organism in Eukaryota, Metazoa, Arthropoda, Insecta, Diptera, Drosophilidae. Gene Ontology annotation, biological process: proteolysis.
UCAAUAUUAAACUCGUUUCAAGCUGUAGCUUCAGUGAAAGCUUGUUGAAUAAAAACAAAUCCGUUGGACAACAAUCUCCGCGAAGGAAUUGGCAGGACAUCCCGUGCGAUGCAAUGAACCCUGUACCGAAUCGCGAAUUCCUGGAAGUGCAUCCUCUGCACCAGCACCAGCCACACUGCAAGCAGCAAUGCUUUGUCUUUACGGAGAUUGCGGACAUCGAACUGCCCGCGGAGAUAACCAAGUUCGGCGGGGGAAAUGAAAAGAUAAGAUGCUCAAAUGGAGGAAUCCCCUCAUACAGUUCCAAGAAGGACUCCUGCAGCGAGUCCUCAGGGGAGCGUCCCGAGAGAUCUCGUGGUCGAAAGAUUUUACUUGGCGUUGGUUUAGUUCUCGUUUGCAUCGCUAUGGCUGGAGGAAUCCCCUUGGCCCUUCAACUGCGUUCUUCCUCGCUCCUGGAGGCGCGUCUUGCCUUCAUCCGCCGCUUGCUCACGGAGUCGCCUCUGAUUGAAGGCUCCUGGAAGCCGCCAAGCACCAUGAGCCUCAACAGCAGCAAUCUGUUCGAGGUGCGACAGAACCACAUCGGAGCUGUCCUCUGGCCCAUUGCCGUGCCAUGCGGAGCCCAAUAUUUGGAUGCAGUGCAGCUCACAUUGGAGGGUAUUGAUAAGGCCAAGCGUAUCACAGCUGCCACAGAUUCUCUACAUAUCGUGGAGUCCGCCGACGAGAUGGAGCAGACCCACAUUCGCGGCGAGGUCGCUGUUCUGAUGGGCAUCAGUGGUGGCCAUGCUCUUGGGACCAGUACCGCCGUUCUCCGAUCGAUCUACCUUCUUGGUGCCCGGUUCGUGUCGAUCACAAGUCUGGAGUGCACCACACCGUGGGCAUCAGCGGCUAUCCGCCGACCCGACUACCUUGUCGAGGAGAACAUAACCAAUUCCUUUAACGAAUUUGGACAGACAAUGCUGUUCGAGAUGAAUCGCUUGGGGAUGCUGGUGGAGAUUUCAAUGCUGAGCGAAGCUGCUAUGCUGGCAGUCUUGAAAACCGCCAAGGCCCCCGUACUUCUGACCAAUGCCACACCACUUUCCAUGUGCAAUAGUACCAAUAUAGCCUCCAUUCCGGAUCAUGUGCUCAGCCUGUUACCGGAGAAUGGGGGCGUCAUUUUGCUCAAUUUGGAGCGCUGCGGUGAUCGGACCCUGAGCGUCCGGGAGGCCAUCACUGCCAUCAACUAUGUGCGCAAGGUGGCUGGAGUGGACCACAUCGGUCUAGGAGGAGCACCCAAAAGCUAUGCCCUGCUUUUGGCCGAACUGGCGAGGGACAGGGUGUGGGGCAAUGCGGCCAUCAAGAAGCUGGUUGGCGGAAAUGUCAUGAGGAUUCUCCGCGAAAUCGAGACUUUGAAGAACCGGCUGCCGUUGUACGAAGAGUGGAUUCCACAUGAGUCCAUCGAGAGCAAUUCCUACUGCCGAUAUCCGGAAUCUUAAGACCAAGUUGCAUCACUUAGCUCAAGCGUUUGUUCUAAUGUAAUUACUGAA